UUGUGGGCUCGAGGAAGUAGUUGACUGAACAGAAUAUGCUCAACUUUUAUAUGACCCUUUUAACAUUAGGGUGUGGAAGUGGAAGAUUCUGCCUUUUACUGCUGCCUAAUUUUUCAUCUACCUUCUAUUCCUUAACCUUAAUAUCUUAGUUUCUUGUUGUUUCUUGCGUGUUGCUGGAAACAGUCUCUCUACCUUCUCAAGGCAGGGGUAAGGUCUAUGUACAGUCUCCCAUUCCCACACCCCACCUAUGGGAUUAAACUGGGUUUGUUGUUAUAGACCCUAUGUGAGUUUUGCCAUAUAUUGUUGGAUUCAACUUUAAUACAUUAAUUCGACACUGUCAAUGUAAUUUAAUUGGUUGGAAUGGUUUAGCAUACUUUCCUUGUUACAAAUCCACGCUUAUGAUGGAUGGGUACGUGUAGGCUAUGCAUAUAAAGAUUUCAGUUGCAGGGAUGGAUGUAAAAGUUUUGCGAGUUGGACUGGAACUAAUGAAGGAAACUCUUCCAUUACAAUCCGGAUCGAGACUAUAUGAACUUCAAGGGUUGAAUUCCAAUAAGUGGUAUGAAGUGAAGAUCUCAUAUCCUGCUUCUAUACCAGCUACUUUUACUCUACAACUAAGUAAAGGAAGUUCAGGGCUAAAUGUUGGUAGGAAGUUACUGAAUACUGAAAAGAUUAUUUUUCAGGGGAACAAUCUUCAAUUGCUUGGUGGCAAGGGUGGAACGUUUGUUCUGGUAAAUGUGGAGCCUGAGGGAAUUGUUUCAAUACCUGGGGUAAAGGAUAGGAGACACAUCAUAUAUAAUAUAGUAUGUGAUGAGUUACUAUUUGGCAUCCCUCACCAAGCAUGGUAUGUCGUAGUGUUGGUGGUAGUUUGCUUGGCAUUGGCACUUGUUAUCCCAUCAUUUCUUCCGUUAUAUCUUCUACCAAGGAAUCAAGGAUUAAAUACUGCUAAUCAUGGUAUUUCUAAGGAAUCUUGAUCACGUUCUGGUACUUUUCACCGGUGUAGUACAUUCGGCAAAGUGUAGCAGAUCAUAAAGCUCAAGUGUUAGAAGACUUUCUAACCGGUGUAAGAUAGUUUUGUUAAUUGCAAAUGAUUAAGAUAUGCAUUAUUACUCAAUGCAACUCUCACACCCUCCCUCACUUUAUUUACUCUUUUACCUUAUCUUGGCUGUAGACAUGGAGUUAGUUUGCUCUAUCAUUUUUCUUGAUUGAAUAAAGUAUUUGCUUGCAAAA
Messenger RNA from Capsicum annuum, 1227 nucleotides. RefSeq lists its product as uncharacterized. The transcript is spliced from 5 exons. The coding region runs from base 423 to 971 and encodes 182 amino acids. The record is from RefSeq and is a predicted model, not a curated record. NCBI's taxonomy places the organism in Eukaryota, Viridiplantae, Streptophyta, Magnoliopsida, Solanales, Solanaceae.